UUAUAUAAACAAAACUAUAAUUUAUUAUUUUCCUCCUCUUUCCCUCUCUUUUCCCGAGAAAAUACCUCCUCUAUCUAUCUAUCUCACUCUCUCUCUUCUGCCCUACCAAUCGACCAGUGAGAGUUAUUCGAACACGCACAACAUACCAAGGCACGAAACUUUAAAAGAGAAACCAAUAACGACUAGGAGACCAAAUAAUAGUCACAACUGUUUAGCCAUUUGGAUUUCUAGGGUUUUUUUCUCGGAGACAUCAGGGCUUAGGAGAGGAGGAGCAGAACUAGAAGAUCCGAUGGCAACACAAGGGCAGGCGUCGAUGGACCCUGCCGUACUGGAUGAUAUUAUCAAACGGCUAACGGAAGUUCGAUCAGCGAGGCCAGGUAAGCAGGUGCAGCUCUCGGAGGCUGAGAUCAAGCAGCUAUGUUUGGCUUCUCGAGAUAUCUUCAUGCAACAGCCUAAUUUGCUGGAGCUGGAAGCCCCCAUUAAGAUUUGCGGGGAUAUUCACGGCCAAUAUAGUGAUUUACUAAGGCUUUUUGAGUAUGGAGGUUUUCCUCCUGAAGCCAACUAUUUAUUUUUAGGGGAUUAUGUUGAUCGUGGCAAGCAGAGUUUAGAAACAAUUUGCCUGUUGCUUGCCUACAAGAUUAAAUAUCCAGAAAACUUUUUUCUUUUGAGAGGAAAUCAUGAAUGUGCAUCAAUAAACCGGAUAUAUGGAUUUUAUGAUGAAUGCAAGCGGCGGUUUAAUGUGAGGCUUUGGAAAUCUUUUACUGACUGUUUCAACUGUCUCCCUGUUGCGGCUCUAAUAGAUGAUAAAAUAUUGUGCAUGCACGGUGGUCUUUCUCCUGAUUUGACAAAUUUGGAUCAAAUUAGAAAUUUACCUCGACCAACUGCAGUUCCAGACACUGGUUUACUGUGUGAUUUGCUCUGGUCAGAUCCUGGUAGAGAUGUUAAGGGUUGGGGAAUGAACGACAGAGGAGUUUCAUAUACUUUUGGUCCUGAUAAGGUGUCAGAAUUCUUGAUGAAGCAUGAUUUAGACCUUGUCUGUCGUGCACACCAGGUUGUGGAGGAUGGGUAUGAGUUCUUUGCAGAAAGGCAGCUUGUCACUAUUUUUUCAGCUCCCAACUAUUGUGGUGAAUUUGAUAAUGCUGGUGCUAUGAUGAGUGUAGAUGAAAAUCUGAUGUGCUCCUUCCAGAUUUUGAAGCCUGCUGAGAAAAAAGCUAAAUAUAUGAUCCCAAAUAAAAUGUGACAGGUGCAGCAUCUUUGAUCCCUAGUCUUUUUUAAGGCAGGAAAGUGGCUGAAACUGAAGAUUGCUAGCUGGGGAUCUUCUACACUUACGGAUUUAAAAGGGGGAACGGGUGUAAAAUCUUUGGAACUUCCUGUCUUGAGGCUGAUUUUAUGUGGCUGACCGAAGGCCAGGAUCCAAAAGAAGCAAUCUUUCUUUCUUUCUUUCUUCUACUUCUUUUUUUCCUUGGUUACGUUGUGGUUCAUCUGUACAUAAAUUUGACCUGGUAAUUAAAAGUGGCACUGCAAUGGUGUCUACAUUUGUCGCCCAAAAUUGCUUUUUCAUUUUCCUGGUCACUGAUUGAGGUGGUUGUAUUGUCAUUUAGGCAUAUUCUUAUGUUGAAGAUGGUUAUUUUUAUCAUUUUUCUUUAAUGGUUAAAUUCCUGUCACCCA
This is a messenger RNA of Manihot esculenta (cassava), 1668 nucleotides long. RefSeq names its product serine/threonine-protein phosphatase PP1 isozyme 4. NCBI's taxonomy places the organism in Eukaryota, Viridiplantae, Streptophyta, Magnoliopsida, Malpighiales, Euphorbiaceae. Gene Ontology annotation, cellular component: cytoplasm; nucleus. Bases 290 to 1240 code for a protein of 316 amino acids. The record is from RefSeq and is a predicted model, not a curated record. The transcript has 4 exons. Gene Ontology annotation, molecular function: protein serine/threonine phosphatase activity.